AUGAGCCUUGAUCCCAGUGCCUUUCCGAGGUCCAACUCCCCCGCAAGCUCCGAGAGCUCCUUGACGCGUUCUCGACUACAGGGCAGGGAAGGGUCCCUCAAGAAAGACAAACACUACCGCCGAUAUGCAUCCAGCGUCGAGAGAGCACUUUCGCUGUUCGACAACGCUCUACAAGAGUGGGCCGACUACAUCUCCUUUCUCAGUCGCUUGCUAAAGGCACUUCAAAACCAUCCUCCCGAUCAACCAGUUGUCCCUCACAAAGUACUCGUCUCGAAGCGACUGGCCCAGUGCUUGAACCCAUCACUGCCAUCGGGCGUGCACCAGAAAGCCCUUGAAGUCUACACAUACAUAUUUGGAUUGAUCAAGCUUGAGGGAUUGUCGCACGACCUUCCUCUGUAUCUGCCUGGUCUUGCGCCCACUUUGACUUUCGCUUCUCUAACCGUUCGCCCAUUAUUCCUAUCCUUGGUUGAGGGAUAUAUUGUUGACUUGGAGCCGUGGGCUAUUCGACCAGCAUUGAAAGCAAUUAUUCUAGCCCUACUUCCAGGACUAGAAGAGGAGACAAGUGAUGACUUUGAACCAACAUUACGAACUGUAAACAAGCUCCGUGAUGCCGCUGGGCGUCUUGAGACCCAAAGAACCUCUGAAGCAGGGGCGUCUGGGCAGUACUUCUGGCAAUGUUUGUUCUUAGCCUCCAUCACUAACCCUAGUCGACGACUCGGCGUCCUCGCAUAUCUGAACCGCUAUCUACCGAAGCUGGGCAUCCCAGAUCGUCGACCAAGCAGCGCUCAUGGCAUUGAGGCAAAUGACAUUCCACCCGAGAUGCUCGCCGCAGCAGAUGCCGUCAUUUUGCCAGAACCUGGGCUCUUGAUUCGUUGCGUUGCAUCGGGUUUAUCUGAUGACCAGCUGCUUGUUCAGCGCAACUUCCUCGACCUUCUCGUGACCCAUCUCCCACUCAACUCCCCCAUUCUGCAAACCAAAAUCGCAGACAGUGACUUGCGUACAUUGGUUAUUGCGGCAGUGGGUGUAGUCACUCGGCGAGACAUGAGCUUGAACCGUCGGCUUUGGGCGUGGUUCCUUGGACCGGAUGCAAACGAUCAAACCUCGGCGGACGGUCGAAAGUUCUCAACAGACACUACUCGUUCAGCCUCUAUUGAUGGCAAGGAAGCCACCCAAUCACAAUACUUUAGUCGGGUGGGUUUGCAGCCCUUGGUCACUGGCCUCUUAGACAUGAUCAAGCAUGCACCAGAUAUCCCGUCUGAGAGAACCAAGCCUUUCCGUAUAGCGUUGUCACUUAUGGAUCGUUGGGAAAUUGGCGGAUACAUCGUUCCUGCCGUAUUCUUGCCCACGAUACGCAGUGUUCAAGCAUUCGAAGGCCAAGCCCCCAAAAAUCACUUUGAAGAAGUCUUCCGCAGUGCGAGUGCCUUCUUUGAUGGCGUUGAAAGUGGCGUAAUCUUCUCUGAGAUUUUGGGAUUGGUUGAUUACCGGACUGCUGACCUAGAUACCAACCUUGAUCAGAUCUUGCGUGACUUGGAUCUCGCCCGAUUCAUCCUCGAAAACUUCAAUGUUCGUGAGGAAGAUAUGGUUCAAAUCCACGUGCCCCUGUUAGCAUUGUCGGUCCUUGUAAAGAUGAGAGAGAUUCCAGCUAAGCAGAGCACUGCCAACAAGCGAUCGGUGUCUACCGCACUAAAUACCGUUCUAAAGUCAUUGACUGGACUUUUGACUGACCGGGUGUUUUCCAAGAAGGCAAGCUCUGAAAGGAAUGCUGGCAACGACACCAAGAGCCACGGGACUGAGGUUUUGAAAACCGUCCACCUCUUCUACGAGCAAACCAAAAACACUUUGGAACUCCCUCCUCUUCCGUACCCAACGAAGCUUCUAGGUGAUAUGAUUAUUCGAGAAGCCAAUGAGCUGGCCAUUGCAGCCCUUGGGAAUCGAGAUGACACGGCUUCCCUUCAUGAGAAGCUGGAUAUUCUUGUCAGUUUGCUGAAGAAGCUUCCCAAGUCCCGCGUCCUGAGGGACAGAAAGCUUUACGAAGCAUUGUCUCAGCGAUUGGGUAGUGGGGAGGAAAAACCAACAACUACAUCUUUUGCGGUUAUCUCCACUAUUGCUUCGACUGUCACAAGCUUAUUCUUCAUCCAUACACCUGGUUUCUAUGUCAGUUAUGAAGAUGCGUGUGAUCUCAUCACUCCUCUCGUGAAUCAGCUCUGGUGUUACCUAUCACCGCUCAGUCCCAAGUUCCAUGUGGAGGCCGUCCGUUGUUUAUGGCUAUUACAUUCUAUUUCAUGGAUUGACCACCUCGUCGAGGCAUCUCUAACCUCCUUGAUGAUCAAUGUGUCAACGACUGGGUCUCGACAUUUGUCUUCUGAGGAACAUGCGGAGCGAUUCUAUGUUCUGUGGAACCAUAGCCAUCACAAUAUCCACGAACAGCUACCAAAGCAGGUGCUAGAGGUUGGAGGAACCCUAUUUUCUUACCAGUGCUCGAUGCUGGAACGUCCGCUUUUCAUUGUACUUGAUCUUCUCUCCCGGGAGUCAGGCGAUGGUUCUCAGUGUGUUCAGCUAUGGCUUCAAGAUCUACCGUCUAUAAACAGAGUUUUCCUUGUGGUGAUCUCGAAGCUUGAUGAACUUUGUGAGCGUGAUGACCAGAGCCAGUCAAAUCCAGACAACCAGUCGAUUUCCCCAGAUGACUACAAAGAGUGCGACUACCUGUUACAAACAGCUACAAAUAUCAUCGCCACGUUGUCGCAUAACGGAUGGAUCACACUUCUUACGCAUAUGCUCAGCAAUGAAAAGCGCCCAAGCACCUCCAAAUCUGAAGCAUCAGAGUCAAAGAGUCUGCACUCGGCCAUAUUUGAGACCUCUCUGCGAAUCGUUAGCACUCAAUGCAUGGACCCUACUCAAGUUAGCCUGGAGGGGGAAAGGUUACAGAAGAACGCUCUGCAACUCAUGCGGCAGCUUCUUCUUGGACCCGGAGCUGAAGACCUGGUCGAGUCCGGGAUUGACGAUUUCCUUGUCGAGCGCCUUCUGGUUUCAUCUGAAGUUGGCAGCAUCGCGGUGCAGGGCGCACUGAUCGAUGCUCUCCUUGCAGCAUUGAAGGUCCGAUUCGCACAAGCUUACUUACCGCCACCACCGCCUCGGCCAAAGCAUCUACGAGCUGGCUCUCGUGAUCGUCUCACCAGUCCUUCAAUUUUGUCUUUCACCAGUGACAAGGGAGACCGAAGACCUUCGCUACCACAGCUUCCCCAGCCGCCUGAUCGUCUCUUAGACUGUCUUCUCAAAGGAAUUAGUUCACCAAAGUCUCGAGAGAUUGUGGACAAGUGGAUUGUAUUGCUUUGCGAGGUCCUCCCUCUUUACUCUGGCUCUAUAUUCCAAAUCCUUUUGAUGCUGGUAGAAUGUUUCUGCAGGGAAAUCCGAGCGUCCUUUGGAAGGCUACAGUUAUGUUUCCAGCAGACAGAAGACUGGCCACAGGACCGCUCUGAGCAAGUCACAAUUGCUCUCCUCACUGGUCUUGAGACCUGUAUCGCAAACGCCCAUGAACGCCUCGUUGUGGAGGAAGCCAACGUUCCAGCAGUCAAGAGCCCCGACCAAGCUCAAGGCUUCUUCGGGAACAUGGUAUCGGGAGUAUUCAACUCAGAAGGAGGUCAAGGUCGCCCCAAUACCGCUAAUGAUCGCCUGACUGUUCUUCUCUGUUUCCAAGACGCCGUUCGAUUAUGUUUCUCUAUCUGGGCGUGGGGUGCAGGAGACGGAGCUGGAGCUCCUCCGGAUUCUGAAUCUAUGGCCUCAUUCCAGUAUACCUCUUUGCGGAUGCGAAAUCGCUCGCGGCGAUUCUUAGAGCACUUCUUCACAGCAGAAGCACUCGAAUGCCUUGAAACUUUAGUGGAAAUGUGGACAAAGUCCGACACGGAGACAGCGUCGUUGAUCUUCAAUCUUCUUCAUACCCUUGACGGGUCAAGUCCGAAAAUCACCAUUCCUGCCAUCUUCAAUGCAAUCUACACUCGCACGAACCCUAGCGCGUUGGACCCCAGCAGGAAGUCAUCCCUGACAUCAAGUCUUUCCGAGUCGGAGCUCGCCAGCUUCUUGGUCACUUAUGCUCGCUCAUUAGACGAUGACGUUCUUGAUGAAAUUUGGACAGACUGCACAACUUUCCUGCGUGAUGUUCUCAGCAAUCCGUUCCCGCACCGACUGAUUCUUCCGCGUUUGAUUGAAUUUGCGGCUAUCCUGGGAGUGAAAUUGGAGAAUACAACCUUUGGUGAAGACCGCCGUAUGCGAAAAGAACUCGGGGAUGUUCUACUGCGUCUCCUCACUGCAGUCUUCACGAGCAAACCCUUGGGUCUCAAUCAAGACACCGGACCUAUGGCAAGAUCAUCAGUGGAUUAUGACCGGACCUCAGUCUCCCACACUGGACCUGAUGAUAUGUUAAGCAUUCUCGCCGUCUCCAUGCCAUCGUUCAUCACGACCCUGGGUGAUUCAGAUCGCAUCAACACCGCCAUUACUGGCGUCUCAACAAACGUGGUCGGCCCUCUCAUUCGGUCACGCCUCUUCCCGAACAACCUCAACCGCAAUGUCAUGGUUCUCUUGCAGCAAAUGACAAAGGUUCCAGCUGCCGCAAAACUGUGGAAGAAGGAUAUUUCCGAUGCGUUCCAUGACCCCCGUUUCUUUGGAUUGCAGGUGGAUUUGGUCAAGAACAAUUGGAUGGAUCUGUUACGACAAUGGGUUCUCGCCGACAAGGAACGGCUAUUUGAAAUUCUUGUCCGCAUUCCUCCACCCAGUGCAGCAGGUAUCAUGUUCGGUGUAGGAGCAUCCGCAGCCCGACUGGAAGCCGAUCGCAAAGCACAGCUCAACCUGAGGCGAAUCGCGCUGCUUGUUCUAUCUGCCAAUGACGACUAUUUCGUUGGCGAGCUACCGGCAUUGCUUCAGAAGCUCGAGGAUCUUCUUGCCGCUACCAGCGCUUCAUCGCCUUCGUCUGCCACUCGAGCGGAGAUUUUCAUGCUUCUCCGUGCUCUCGCGCUUAAGACUUCUGCUUCUGCCAUGGCGCCUUUCUGGCCUUUGGUCAACACAGAGCUUCAAGGGGCUGUCUCUUCCGUACCACAAAGCCCUCAUUCCGAGCUCUAUAAUUCUUACUCGCUGCUGCAAGCCUGUAAGCUACUCGAUGUCCUGCUUGUGCUCGCGCCGGAUGACUUCCAGCUACUAGAAUGGCUCUUCGUAACCGACACUAUUGACGCGGUCUAUCCUCCCGACCGCUGGGAACCAAUUGCUUUGGCCGACGAGGUCUCUCAGAGCUUCGGCCCACGAGGCGCAGCAUCACCAAUUGUUCCUACCGACACAAACGAGCCUCAAGCUCGCAGUGGCCUCAAGCGACCAUGGCUUAUUUCAGACUGGAUUCGAGAAACCGCCAAGGACGAAAUCGUCGAGCGGGUCUUGCGACCAUUCUUUGCUCGAUUGAGUAUCUUCGUGUUUGAAAGCACGUACGGCAUGGACAACGUAGAUCUGGGAGUAUGCCGAAACGACCUCUUGGCAGAUCUCUUCAACGAGAGCACAAUGGCCAAUUAA
Messenger RNA from Penicillium nucicola, 5547 nucleotides. RefSeq names its product dopey family protein. The record is from RefSeq and is a predicted model, not a curated record. Gene Ontology annotation, biological process: Golgi to endosome transport. The coding region runs from base 1 to 5547 and encodes 1848 amino acids. The transcript is spliced from 7 exons. Lineage: Eukaryota; Fungi; Ascomycota; Eurotiomycetes; Eurotiales; Aspergillaceae. Gene Ontology annotation, cellular component: trans-Golgi network; endosome.